AUGAACAACGCUUUUUAUCGUCCCGAGCAGACCCCUGACCCCUGGGUUAUCACCCCGAACGCUGAUGGAGCUCUGCCCGGGGAUCUGCCCCUUACCAUGCCCCGCCGAGCAGUCAACUCGGCUACCGUCGUCAUCACAAAGCAGGUCAAUCCAGACGUCUUCGUCCAGCUUGCUAGGUCUGCAAGACUCUUUCUGACGUGGGGAUCUCGACUUGCGGUCUUAACCGAGGGCAAGAGCACGCUUCUGCACCGCUGGGCAUGCAACUUAAGCGGAACCGACGUGAUCGACCACCUCAACGGAAACCAGUUCGACAACAGGAGGUCCAACCCUGCGAUCAGAAACCGGUCUCCAAACUAG
Moesziomyces aphidis is the source of this 357-nucleotide messenger RNA. NCBI's taxonomy places the organism in Eukaryota, Fungi, Basidiomycota, Ustilaginomycetes, Ustilaginales, Ustilaginaceae. The record is from the annotation of a GenBank genome assembly.